This is a messenger RNA of Tarenaya hassleriana, 2951 nucleotides long. Its product is annotated as protein transport protein sec23-1. Lineage: Eukaryota; Viridiplantae; Streptophyta; Magnoliopsida; Brassicales; Cleomaceae. Gene Ontology annotation, biological process: endoplasmic reticulum to Golgi vesicle-mediated transport; COPII-coated vesicle cargo loading; COPII-coated vesicle budding. The record is from RefSeq and is a predicted model, not a curated record. The coding region runs from base 379 to 2754 and encodes 791 amino acids. The transcript is spliced from 2 exons. Gene Ontology annotation, cellular component: endoplasmic reticulum exit site; COPII vesicle coat. Gene Ontology annotation, molecular function: GTPase activator activity; zinc ion binding.
GAUUUUUCUGAUUCCUCGACGGCAUGGAACUGUAGAAAUUCCGAUCAAAACAACAGCCGAAUCGAUCGAAGUUGCCAUUUUCCCGUUAAAGUUUCGUCAUUUUCUUAAAUUCUUCAAUUUUCCUUCACUUUCCCUUGCCUAGUCUGGGUUUUUCUUUCUGGAAAAGGAAUAAAGCCCGUUGUAAAUGAUCUCAAAUCACAUCGAUCCGUAUCGAGAAUUUUCUAGAAGAAGAUCAGUUUUCAACCCCAGAAAGUCCUUUUUCUCUUCUCUUCGUCUUUUGCCUCCUUUGGGUUGAGUUGUUCUCUUCGGUUCUCUCGAAGAGGACGAAAGCCUACGAACAUGAAUUGAAAAUCCAUCGCACCCAUAUCAAGAUCUCUCAUGGAUUUCUUGGAGCUAGAGGCGAUCGAGGGUUUGCGGUGGUCGUGGAACUCAUGGCCGACGACGAAAUCCGACUGCCAAUCCCUCGUUGUUCCUCUGAGCAUCAUGUGCACGCCAUUGAUGCAGUCCUCGGAGCUCCCAGUGAUUCAAUACGACCCGCUCAUCUGCUCCCGUUGCGGUGCGGUGUUGAACCCUUACGCGCGUCUCGAUUUCCGGUCCCGCAUCUGGGGUUGCCCCUUCUGCUUACACAAGAACAGUUUCCCGCGCUCCUACGCCGAGAUCACGGAGACCAACCUCCCGGCUGAGCUCUUCCCGACCUACAGCGCCGUCGAAUACGCUCCACCGCGUAAAUCCGCCUCCGCCACCACCCCGAGGGCUAGCUCUGGGGCGAGCUGGGCUAAUGGACUCAGUGCGGGGUUUCAGCCGUCGAGAUCGCUCUCUUCGACUUCAUCGUUCUCGUCUCUGGCUUCCACAGGCGGCGGCUUGAGCUCCGGUGAACUGGGUCCGGCGUUCGUAUUCGUGGUCGAUGCGUGUAUGGCGGAGGAGGAGCUUCGGGCGGUGAAGACAGAGCUGCUGCUUGUGGUGGAGCAGUUGCCGGAGAAUUCCUUGGUGGCUCUGAUCACUUUUGAUUCCAUGGUUAGGGUAUAUGAUCUUGGUUUCACGGAAUGCUUGAAGGUGGUCGUCUUUCAUGGCGAACGCGAGCUUUCUUCGGAGCAGAUCCAACAAUUUCUCGGCCUUGGUCGUUCGAAGCAGCUUCCGGGAAAGGCAUUGGCACUUCAGAAGCAGGGUUUCUUGCUUCCUUUGUCAGAAUGUGAGUUCAACAUAACUUCUGCUUUCGAAGAAAUCCGUCCUUCCGGCAAUCUCAAAUCAGGUCAUCGGCCACAUCGAUCUACUGGGGCCGCCAUUUCAACGGCCUUCGGACUGCUCGAAGGCUGUUAUGUGAACACGGGCUCACGGGUAAUGGUUUUCACUUCAGGUCCCGCGACAAGGGGCCCCGGAAUCGUCGUGGACUCGGACCUUAGUAACUCCAUCAGGACCCACCGGGAUCUUUUCAAUGGCCAGGCUCCUUACCACGAGAAGUCAUGCGGGUUUUACAGAAAACUCGGGAAGAGGCUCUGUGAUUCAUCGGUGGCUCUGGACCUAUUCGCUUGCUCUCUCGAUCAAGUCGGAGCAGCUGAGAUGAGAUAUGCAGUGGAGACAUCUGGUGGGUUUAUGCUGCUGGGAGAGACAUUCGAAUCUGACCAGUUCAAGAAAUGUAUCCGCCACAUAUUCGGUCGGGAUGAAGACGGGAGCUUGAAGAUGUGUUUUGACGUGACCAUAGAAGUCGUGACGACGAAGGACAUCCGAAUCUGUGGAGCUCUCGGACCAGUCAUGUCGCUAGGGAGGAAGAACGAUAUAGUGAGUGAUACAGAGAUCGGGGAAGGUGGUACGUAUAUUUGGAAGACGAGCACGAUCACGAACAAGACCUGCAUUGCGUUCUUCUUCCAGGUUAGAAGCGAGCAGCCGAAACCGCAACCUGGGUCUGCAUUCUUCGUUCAGUUCAUCACCCGGUACCGGUACGGAAAUACGGGAGUGAGAAGAAGAGUUACGACGGUAGCCAGACGGUGGGUCGGUGGAAAGUCGCCAGAGAUUUCUUCUGGGUUCGAUCAAGAAACGGCGGCCUGUGUGAUGUCACGGCUAGCGAUUAAUCGAGCAGAGACGUGUUAUGCACGAGACGUUAUACGAUGGCUAGAUGACGGACUUAUCAGAUUCUCUUCGAGAUUCGGAGAUUAUAUCGAGGAAGAUCCAUCUUCUUUCCGUUUAUCGCCGAACUUCUCACUCUACCCUCAGUUCAUGUUCUAUUUAAGAAGAUCUCAGUUUCUUGACGUUUUCAACAACUCCCCUGAUGAAACCGGUUAUUUCCGGUUAAUACUGAACCGGGAAGGGGUGGUGAACUCGAUAAUCAUGAUUCAACCAACGCUUCUUCGAUAUUCAUUCGACGGGCCACCGGUUCCAGUCCUCCUCGACAUCCGCUCGGUUACCUCCGACGCAAUUUUGCUGUUCGACUCGUACUUCUAUGUGGUGGUCCACCACGGCUCUAAGAUUGCUCAGUGGCGGAAACUCGGUUACCACAAGGAUCCGAACCACGAGACAUUCCGGAAGUUACUGGAGGCGCCGGAGAUUGAUGCGGAGCAACUGGUGGCUGAUCGGAUUCCUGUGCCGCGAUUCGUGAGGUGCGACCAGCACGGUAGCCAGGCUCGGUUUCUUCUGGCGAAACUGAACCCGUCCGUUACUCAGAAGUCGGAUUAUACCGGCGGCUCGGAUAUCGUCCUCACCGAUGAUCUAAGCCUCCAAGAUUUCCUCGAUGAUUUGCAGUCUCUCGCGGUAAAGGGCUAAGGAUACGAAGUCGUUGCCAGCUUCUGGUUAAUUUCCUCAUUUGGUAACCGGGUCAUCAGUUCGGUUUGGAUUGGUCUGUGAACGGUUGAAUCUUCACGUAUAGAACCGGUUUGAAUGAAUACCUUAGCUAUAAUUCGGUUGAGUGAUAACCGUUGGUUUUCAUUUAUUUCACUAGCCGGUUGAUAUCGGUUUACGAA